Molecule: messenger RNA, 976 nt
Organism: Elaeis guineensis (African oil palm)
Lineage: Eukaryota; Viridiplantae; Streptophyta; Magnoliopsida; Arecales; Arecaceae
Product: protein DCL homolog, chloroplastic
Biological process (GO): chloroplast organization; chloroplast rRNA processing
Cellular component (GO): chloroplast
Source: RefSeq, a predicted model, not a curated record
UUGUGAUCGGGUUCAGUCAGACGCCAUCAUCUCCUCGCUCACAUGGCCUAUGCGGCAGCUCUCCUACUGCUGAGAGGCGCUCCUCUCCUCCGCGCCCGCAUCCCGCGCGCGGCCCUCCCGCGUCGCUCCUUCGCCUCCGGCCUCUCCGCCGCCGAUGAGCCCCAGUCGCGGGAGACCGCUGCGUCGGCGAGCGAGGGCACCCACGUCUCCGCCAAAGGGCCGUCUCCGUCUCCGCCGCUGACGCCGUCGUCCAAGCAAUGGGCCGACCAUCCCGAGUACAAGAAGUGGAAGGAUAGAGAAGAGGAGAUCCUUGAUGACAUCGAGCCCAUCACCAUCCUCACCAAGGAGAUACUCCACUCCGACAGAUAUAGGGAUGGGGAACGUUUAAAUGAUGAAGAUGAGAAGGUGGUUGUCGAAAAACUUCUUGCAUAUCAUCCACAUUCAGAAGAUAAGAUUGGUUGUGGCCUUGAUUCUAUAAUGGUUGAUCGACAUCCACAAUUCAGAAAUUCAAGGUGCCUGUUUGUUGUAAGAACUGAUGGUGUCUGGAUAGAUUUUUCCUACCAGAAGUGUCUUCGAGCAUAUAUUCGAGAAAAGUACCCAUCUCAUGCAGAAAGGUUCAUCCGAGAACAUUUCAAACGUGGCUGAAGAUUUUACCUUGCCGUUUAUAUAUUUUGCUGGUCCAACCACCCAAGAUAUUCACUGGUUACUGACAUGGAGGACAACGUCAAGUUCUUGGUCAUUCCAGUUUUGCAUAGCGCUGGUUGCUUCUGGAUUCAGUUACUCUUUUUUUCAGCGAGCUAAAAACUUAUUUAGCGACUGCAGUUGUGACCAAUGGAACGAAGUAAAAUAUGUAAGAUGAUCUGUUCAAUAUGUUCCCCUUUUAAAUUCUUCUCUCGAAAAAUUGGUGAAGUCACACAUUAUUCUUGUAAAAGUUUAUGAGAUUGCUUAUGAGGAAAAAUGUAACUUUUAUUGUGCU